UGUGUUCAUUAUUUUCACUAUGGCUGCCUCCACGAGCAGUGCGGCCAGUACAAAACACAGUGAAAAUCUUUCAUCAGCUGAAGAAACAGAGUUUUGUCCGGGUUUUAAAGAUGUCGACGCAUUUGUCAAGCAUGGACUGGGAGCUGUGGUCGCUGCCACGAAGGCGAGUGCGUCUCUUCCUUCAGCAGGAGAUGAGUUUGAUCUGUACCGCAGCUUCUCUGCGUUUCAAGAGUUCUGUGUGUCACAGGGAGAUCGACUUCUACACGGUAUGAGCCAGAUAAUGCAACACCAUGGUUGUAGAUCUCACAUGAGAGACCGGAACAAACUGACAGGCCUGGAGGACAGAUUUGACCUGGUGGUGGACUCAAAUGAUGCCAUUCUUGAGAAAGUGGGCAUUCUCCUGGAUGAGGCCUCUGGUGUGAGUCGCACCCAGCAGCCUGUGAUGCCCACAGGCUAUCAGCCACCCAAGAUCGUUGUGUCCAGUUGGAAUCGCAGGGGAGGAGACCGGAGCACAGAGACCUUUCACCUUCUACAUGCCAAAAAUGUUCAACGGCCGCAGCUAAAGUUCAAGGAGAAAGUGGAUAACAGCAACACCCCCUUUGUCUCCAAAAUCUUCAUCAAACCCAAUGCUUUAAAACCUCUGCCUUCAUACUUUACCAACAAACACAUUCGUAAGGAGAGACCAGAGGAUUUGGACGUUCCUGCUGCGCUGGCGGAUUUCAUCCAUCAGCAGAGAACACAAGAACAUGUGGAUGACAUGUUUUCUCACCCCUACCAGUAUGAGCUGGACCAUCUGGUCAUGCCAGAGAGUCUGAAAACCAAACCUGAUCCCCAGAUGUAUAAACCAUUUGCUGACUCAAGUUGUCAGUUCAUUGACACUUUAGAAGAUCUCGUUGCUCUGAAUGAGAAAUUGGCCAAGAUGACAGAGUUUGCGGUGGAUCUUGAGCAUCAUUCCUACAGAAGCUUUCUAGGAAUCACGUGUCUGAUGCAGAUAUCAACACGGGAAGAGGAUUUCAUUAUAGACACGCUGGAGCUGCGCAGUGAAAUGUACAUUUUAAAUGAGACAUUCACUGACCCCACCAUUAUGAAGUUGUUUCAUGGUGCUGAUUCAGACAUUGAGUGGCUUCAGAAGGACUUUGGUCUCUAUGUUGUCAACAUGUUUGAUACCCAUCACGCUGCUCGUUGUCUAAACCUCGGCCGAAACUCUCUUGACCAUCUUCUGAAAGUAUACUGCAACGUGAACUCGGAUAAACGCUACCAGUUGGCAGACUGGAGAAUACGACCAUUGCCAGAUGAGAUGAUCAAGUAUGCUCGUGCUGACACUCACUAUCUGCUCUAUAUAUAUGAUCGAGUCAGAGCUGACCUUUAUGAUUUGGGCAACGGGCAACCCACCCUCAUUCAGCAAGUGUGGUCUAAAAGCAGAGACCUCUGCCUCAAGAAAUUUGUGAAGCCUAUUUUUACUGAGGACUCGUAUAUGGAGCUGUACCGUAAGCAGAAGAGGAUCUUCAACACGCAGCAGCUGGCAGCCUUCAGACUGCUUUAUGCCUGGAGAGAUAAACUCGCCCGAGAGGAAGAUGAGAGUACAGGGUACAUCUUACCAAACCACAUGAUGAUGAAGAUUGCUGAGGAGCUUCCAAAGGAGCCACAGGGUAUCAUCGCAUGCUGUAACCCCACACCACCACUAGUGCGUCAACAGAUCAAUGAACUUCAUCAACUCAUCAAACAGGCUCGAGAGAUUCCCCUACUGAAAGUAGAAGUUCUUGCUGAAAAAAGGAAAUCAUUAACCCCAAAAAGAAAGCCACAGUAUUCAUUAUUUGGACCGCAUGAUACCUCCCGCUCAUCUGAGAGUGAUUUCCUGGACCUCUCUUCCAUUGAAACACCAACCAAACCGGGAGUUCUGUUUGCAGAGGAGGACAACGAAAGCAUGGACAAAGAUGAACAAUUGUUGUAUAGCCUCAAAGCAACAACAAAAAUCAGCCUCUUUGCGGAGGAGGAGGAGGAGACAACAGCAGCUCCUGCUCAUCUGACAGUGGCACAACAGAAAGCACACAGUAUCAUGGCAUCAUUUGAGAACCCUUUUCGAAUGUAUUUACCAUCAAAGGACAUUCACAUAUCAAAGAAUGCCAAAUAUGACCCCUCGACAAAGAUCUACGAGAUUCGUAACAGGUGGAAAUUACAGAGUAUUGAGCAGCAGCAGAAGGAAGCUGAAGUGAAACAGCAAGCCAAAGAACGGGCAAAGAAAGCUCAAAAGGAACGCAAGAAAGCCAAACAGAGCUAUCAGGAGUCGCUGCAGAAUGUGAACACUGUCAGACAGCAAGUGAUGGAAGCAAAGCAGUCUGGGCAGAAGAGGGAGAGAGUUGCUAGUGAAGUUGGCGAAGAGAGCCUUAAACCAAACAAGAAAGUCUUGAAGACUGCGACAUCAGAGGCUGAGCAGUCGACCACAUCUGCUCCGAGAAACCAGAAACCGAAAGCUGCUCAAGAUGUUCCCAAACAAAACUUUAAACCUUAUGACUACACCCAGUCAAAUUUAAAAAUGUUUGAUGGAAAAUCAAAAGAGAGUUCACAUUUUGAUCCCAACAGACAAGCACAUGAAACCAGGCAAAAGAAAAAUCAAAAAGGAAAAAAGAAAGGUGCUAUGGGUGGCAAAAGCAUGUCUUACUUGCCAGCAAAGUCAGAGAGAGGGUUUCACCAUAACUGGCCUAAGAGAUAGAAAUUUACAAUGGAUGGUUGCCCUCUUUCUUUUUUAACAGUUCUUUAACAUUUAUUCUUUCAAUCUGUUGCAGCCGUGAUUUAUGCUUGUAAUUGUAUUCAUUUUUGGAUUUUGACCCUUCAUUAAAAAGGCAUUUUAAAUCAUU
This is a messenger RNA of Myxocyprinus asiaticus (Chinese sucker), 2855 nucleotides long. RefSeq names its product exosome component 10 (gene exosc10). Gene Ontology annotation, molecular function: 3'-5'-RNA exonuclease activity; nucleic acid binding; nucleotide binding. The transcript has 25 exons. Gene Ontology annotation, cellular component: nucleolus; nuclear exosome (RNase complex). Gene Ontology annotation, biological process: nuclear polyadenylation-dependent snRNA catabolic process; nuclear polyadenylation-dependent snoRNA catabolic process; poly(A)-dependent snoRNA 3'-end processing. The coding region runs from base 20 to 2710 and encodes 896 amino acids. NCBI's taxonomy places the organism in Eukaryota, Metazoa, Chordata, Actinopteri, Cypriniformes, Catostomidae. The record is from RefSeq and is a predicted model, not a curated record.